This is a messenger RNA of Aspergillus melleus, 2002 nucleotides long. RefSeq names its product S-adenosylmethionine synthetase (gene SAM2). Gene Ontology annotation, molecular function: methionine adenosyltransferase activity; ATP binding. The transcript is spliced from 3 exons. The coding region runs from base 465 to 1463 and encodes 332 amino acids. Gene Ontology annotation, biological process: S-adenosylmethionine biosynthetic process. The record is from RefSeq and is a predicted model, not a curated record. NCBI's taxonomy places the organism in Eukaryota, Fungi, Ascomycota, Eurotiomycetes, Eurotiales, Aspergillaceae. Gene Ontology annotation, cellular component: cytosol.
CCCUCUUCUCCUCCCCCUUCUCCCUCCCUCUCUCUAUCCACUUUUUUUCUUCUCUCUUUCUCUCCACCACUCCUCGCGCUUUUCUUUCUUUCCUCCCUCCCUCCUCGACUUUCCUCUUCUCACUCCACUCAAUUCUCUCUUUCUUUCACUCUCUCCCCCUCUUCAUCUUUCACAAUGGGUAGCGUCGCUCAGAAGCCCGGAACUUUCUUGUUCACCUCCGAGUCGGUCGGAGAGGGUCACCCCGAUAAGAUCGCCGAUCAGGUCUCGGAUGCCAUCCUCGAUGCCUGUCUCGCCGAGGACCCCCUCUCGAAGGUAAGACGAUAAUGGUCUCUUUCGCGCGAUUUCUUGGUUCCUCCGGCCCCGUAAUCGCUUCUGAUUGGGCCGGUGUAUUUCCGCACGAAAUUUUCGAACGGCAAUUAACAGAGUAAAAUUAGGUCGCCUGUGAGACCGCCACCAAGACUGGUAUGAUCAUGGUUUUCGGUGAAAUCACCACCAAGGCCAACCUCGACUACCAGAAGGUCAUCCGUAACGCCAUCAAGGACAUCGGCUACGAUGCUUCCGAGAAGGGCUUCGACUACAAGACUUGCAACGUCUUGGUUGCCAUUGAGCAGCAGUCCCCUGAUAUCGCUCAGGGUCUUCACUACGAGGAGGCUCUGGAGAAGCUCGGUGCCGGUGACCAGGGUAUCAUGUUCGGCUAUGCCACCGACGAGACCCCUGAGCUCCUGCCCCUGACCAUCCUCCUCUCUCACAAGCUGAACAGCGCCAUGAAGGAGGCCCGUAACGACGGCUCCAUCCCUUGGCUCCGUCCCGACACCAAGACCCAGGUCACCAUCGAGUACGCCCACGACAACGGUGCCGUCAAGCCCCAGCGUGUCGACACCGUUGUCGUCUCCGCCCAGCACAGCGACGACGUCUCCACCGAGGAGCUCCGCGCUGUCAUCAAGGAGAAGAUCAUCAAGAAGGUCAUCCCCGCCGAGCUCCUGGACGACCGCACCGUCUACCACAUCCAGCCCUCUGGCCGUUUCGUCAUCGGUGGUCCCCAGGGUGAUGCCGGUCUGACCGGCCGUAAGAUCAUCGUCGACACCUACGGUGGUUGGGGUGCCCACGGUGGUGGUGCUUUCUCCGGAAAGGACUACUCCAAGGUCGACCGUUCCGCCGCCUACGUUGGCCGUUGGAUCGCCAAGUCCCUGGUCAACGCCGGCCUGGCCCGUCGUGCUCUGGUCCAGCUCUCCUACGCCAUCGGUGUUGCCGAGCCUCUGUCCGUCUUCGUCGAGACCUACGGCACCUCUUCCAAGAGCUCCGACGAGCUGGUCCAGAUCAUCCGCGACAACUUCGAUCUGCGUCCCGGUGUCAUCGUCAAGGAGCUUGACCUGGCCAAGCCCAUCUACAACCAGACCGCCAAGAACGGUCACUUCACCAACCAGAGCUUCUCCUGGGAGAAGCCCAAGGCUCUUAAGUUCUAAGUGCGCUCGCCUCACUCUUUGCGAGCUAACUAAGAUCUUUGAUCGUGCCUUGUGUGUGUGACACCUUCAUUUCUUUUUACGAAUGUGAUGAUUUUGCUUUGUUUUCAACAACUCAAAGCACGAGCAUAGACAUGUGAAAAAGCUUCUUAUUUGGAAUGUUUGUUUAAUAUUUGCAUGGUCGCCUACGGGCGACGGGUUCGGCGAGGAUAAAUUCAACAUGAUACCACUUUCAUCUGUUGGGAGGGAAGUUUCGGCGUUUGAUUUUUUUUCAGGGAGCGACAGUCUUCAACACACGGCCACCUCAGGCUUUGAUAUACUGGACCGGGAAGUGCAUCUGCCCACAUCUUCAUCCGUGGGAGGAUAGUAUUUCCACCAGAAAGCUGCCGAGACGUCCUAUUGCAAGCUGUGCUUGGGAUGGGACGUCUGGCGGAGGAGGUAACAUUUUCAUGACUUGCCGAGUUUUGGACCGGCAAUCAUGAGUGUGCUAAUCUAAACAUUAGCAUUAUAGAGUAAUGAACAUAAACAUAUUCAUCCGUGCU